This is a messenger RNA of Clarias gariepinus (North African catfish), 1297 nucleotides long. RefSeq names its product E3 ubiquitin-protein ligase TRIM39-like. The record is from RefSeq and is a predicted model, not a curated record. The coding region runs from base 89 to 1249 and encodes 386 amino acids. The transcript has 8 exons. Gene Ontology annotation, molecular function: protein binding. Lineage: Eukaryota; Metazoa; Chordata; Actinopteri; Siluriformes; Clariidae.
CACAGCAGCAAGACCAAGAGGGAGUCACUUUCAGUUUGUUUUUAAAGCAGCUGGUGUCAAGAAGAACCAUAAAUUAGGGUUAGAUAAAAUGACAGAGAAAAGAAAAAUGGACAUAAGAUCAUUUGUCAGUGCACCUAAACGCCAAGCAAAGGAGACAGAAAUUAUUGAGGGACAGGUAGACCAGGGUCAAUCAGAUGUACAGUAUCAGAAUCAGCUGAGGAAAACACAGACAGAUGUGCAGCAGAUGAUUCAGGACAGACUGAAGAAGAUCCAAGAGAUCAAACACUCAGUAGAGCUCAGCAAAAGAAACACAGAGAAAGAGAAGGCAGACAAUGAUGAAUUAUUGAAACCGAUUGGCUCACUUCAGAGAAUUCAGACUGAGCUGAUCCAGUUGAUGGAGAAGAAGCAGAAAGCAGUAGAGUGUCUGGCUAAAGGACUCAUCAAAGAGCUGAAGCAGGAAAUCACUGUGCUAAAGAGGAGAGACACUGAGCUGGAGCAGCUCUCACACACUGAGGAUCAUCUCCACCUCCUACAGAUUUCCUCCUCCAUGUGCAGCCCUCCACACACCAAGAACUGGACUGAGAUCAGUAUUAACACUGACCUGAGUGAGGACACUGAGAGGGCAGCUCAGUCUGAGUUUCUGCAGAUUCUCAAUGACAAGUUAAAGAAAUUUGAACUGAAAAAGAUUCAGCAGUAUGCAGUGGAUGUGACUUUGGAUCCUGAUACAGCUCUUCCUGAUCUCAUCCUGUCUGCUGAUGGAAAACAAGUGACAGAUGGAGACACACGACAGGAUCUCCCUGAUACAUCAAAGAGGUUUAAUUCGUGUCCCUGUGUUCUGGGAAAGCAGAGUUUCUCCUCAGGGAGAUUUUAUUAUGAGGUGCAGGUCAGAAAGAAAACUGAGUGGACAUUAGGAGUGGCGAGAGAGUCCAUUAACAGGAAGGGAGAGAUUACACUGAGCCCUGAGGAUGGAUUUUGGACUGUGGUACUAAGGAAUAAGAAUCAGUAUAAGGCUUGUGCUGAUUCCUCUGUCCCCCUCACACUGAGAGAGAAGGUGGAGAAGGUGGGGGUGUUUGUGGAUUAUGAGGAGGGUCUGGUCUCCUUUUAUGAUGUGGAGUCCAAAUCUCUUAUCUACUCUUUCACUGGUCAGUCUUUCACUGAGAAACUCUAUCCAUACCUUAGUCUUGGUUUAAAUGAAGGUGGUAAAAACUCAGCACCACUGAUCAUCUCUCCUGUAAUUAAGACUGAAUAAUACUUUUUUUUUUCUUAAAUAAAAUUAACACAAAGAAAACAAUCAUAA